CGAAGAGCUCCAGUUUUAUUUACCAUCCAAAAAAAUGGAUGCAUCCGUGGACGAUUUGUUGUCGUUUAAAGAAUUUCCACUAAUAAACGAAGCUAGUGGAAGUCAGAGUGCACAAAUCAACAUAAAUUCGCCGCAACGUACACUUCCCAGUAUCGACGACGAGGAUGAUGAAGAUGGAACGGCGAAAGAAAACAACUCGGCGAAGGGUGGUUCGAUUUUCAGUUUCGAGUACUACCAAGGGUUUUUCGACGUCGAUACUAUGAUUGUGGUGGAUCGCAUCGCCACCUCGAUGAUUCCCAAGCGCGCACCCGUCAACUACCUGAAGCUCAACAUUGCCACGAACCCAGAUCUUUAUGGACCGGUCUGGAUCGUGUUAACCUUGAUAUUCACAAUUGGCAUUUCGGGCAACAUGGCGAGUUAUUUGCAAAACACGGGUAACCAUCACUGGAGAUACAAUUUCCAUUUGGUUUCGUAUUCUGCCACUGCGAUCAUAAUGUACACCCUGCUGGUUCCCUCGGCUCUCUGGGGAUUCCUGAAGUGGAGCGUACGAUCGAGUGAAUUAGACAUAGAUGAGGACGAGGAAGUUGGCACCCCGAGCUUACUAUCGCUGGUCUGCAUUUACGGUUAUUCGCUAGCGAUCUACAUCCCCGUGUCUGUUCUCUGGACCAUACAGGUAUCUCUGUUCCAAUGGUUACUGGUUAUCACUGGAGCAUUUUUGUCCGGAUUUGCCCUGCUAACGAUUCUAAUGCCGGCUGUGAAAAAAUCAAAGUACUCGCUCUUCGUCGUGCUGGCCAUCGAGUUGGCACAUUUUGCUCUGGCGGCAGGUUUUAUGCUUUACUUUUUCCACGCACCUGAUGUGGAGACUCCCGUGGAAACACCAUUGCACAAAGCCAUCACCAGUGUGGUAGUCAACACGACUAUGCAAAGCAAAAAUGCAUAAAUCGGGAAACAGUUUAAGAAUAGAAUGUCUUGAAUGUCUCUUAGGUUCUUACAGUAUGACAUGUUUGUCCGGUCAGAAUGCUUGAUUUGCUUUAAAAAGGCAAGAUGCUGCUUCAUUUAUUGUUUAGAAAUAAAGAAAAACUCUUUGAAAGUGUGUGGAAUGACGUAUCAUCGACGUUGUUGCAAGCCUGUCAUUUCCC
Anopheles moucheti is the source of this 1139-nucleotide messenger RNA. Its product is annotated as protein YIPF1. The transcript has 4 exons. Lineage: Eukaryota; Metazoa; Arthropoda; Insecta; Diptera; Culicidae. Gene Ontology annotation, cellular component: membrane; Golgi apparatus. Gene Ontology annotation, molecular function: small GTPase binding. Bases 35 to 940 code for a protein of 301 amino acids. The record is from RefSeq and is a predicted model, not a curated record. Gene Ontology annotation, biological process: vesicle-mediated transport.